GAUGAUCGCCAUAAGAUGCCAGAACGUCUCAAGGAUGUCGGCGAGGCCGAGGAUCCGGAUUUCUUCAAGAUGGUCGAGUACCAUUACCACCGUGCCGUCAUGGUGAUGGAGGACUCCUUCAUGGAGGAACUCCGGAAGUACCACCACAUGUCGGAGGAGGGCAGAAAGAGGCGCGUCAAGGGGAUCAUAUCUGUCAUGUCCGUUUGUCAAAGCACCUUGGAGAUAUCCUUUCCCAUCCGAAGAGACGCCGGGGCGUACGAGAUGAUCACCGGAUACAGGGCGCACCAUAAUACCCACAGGCUACCGUGUAAAGGAGGAAUGAGGUUCGGCAUUGACGUUACUCGAGAUGAAGUCCGAGCUUUGGCGUCGCUGAUGACUUUUAAAUGCGCGUGCUGCAACGUCCCUUUUGGCGGAGCCAAAGCUGGUGUCGUGAUCGACCCGAAGAAGUAUUCGGCAAACGAGCUGCAGAAAAUCACCAGGCGAUUUACCCUAGAACUUGCGAAGAAGAACAUGAUCGGACCUGCUAUUGAUGUUCCGGCACCUGAUGUUAAUACUGGACCUCGGGAAAUGUCGUGGAUGGCGGACACCUAUGCCAAGACCCUGGGGAUGAACGACAUUAAUUCACAUGCCGUGGUGACUGGAAAGCCGAUUAAUCAAGGAGGAGUUCAGGGUCGUAACGAAGCUACCGGGAGAGGGAUUUAUCACGCGGUGGACAACUUCUUAUCGGAGGAAAAGUGGAUGUCACAAAUUGGUCUCACCACUGGAUUUAAAGACAAAACGUUCAUUGUGCAAGGAUUCGGUAACGUGGGUCGUUUCGCUGCUUUGUAUUUCUCUCAGGCUGGCGCUAAAUUCGUCGGGGUGAUCGAAAAAGACAUUUCCUUGUACAGUGAAGAAGGCAUCGAUGCAGAGGCUCUUAUCAAACACAUGAAUGUGAAAUUGACGAUCAAGGGUUUCGAAGGGGCAGCGGAGUUUAAGGGUGGCAGGGAAUUGAUGUAUGAAAACUGUGACAUAUUGGUGCCAGCGGCUGCUGAGAAGUUGAUUAAGAAAACCGAUGCAGAGAAAAUACAGGCGAAGAUCAUAGCCGAGGGCGCAAAUGGACCGUGCACGCCGGCAGCCGAUGAAGUCUUUCUCAAAAGGAAUAUAUUAGUGAUUCCAGAUUUGUACAUGAGUGGUGGAGGUGUCACCGUGUCGUAUUUCGAGUGGCUGAAAAAUCUAAGUCACGUAUCGUAUGGUCGAAUGCACUUCAAAUACGAGAGGGAAUCAACUUUCCACUUGAUGGACUCGGUGGAACAUUCUUUGCAGAGCAAACUCAAGGGAGUCCGGAUAAAGCCGACGAAGGAUUUCGAAAAAAGAUUAACGGGGGCAAGCGAGAGGGACAUCGUCAACAGCGGGUUAGAUUCUUCGAUGGAGAACGCAGCAUUUCACAUUAUGCAAACCGCGGAGAAACACAACCUCUGUCUGGAUAUUCGAAGAGCUGCGUAUUGCUACGCCAUCGACAAGAUUUUUAAAACUUACGAGGAAGCUGGUCUCGCGUUUUAG
This is a messenger RNA of Orussus abietinus, 1539 nucleotides long. Its product is annotated as glutamate dehydrogenase, mitochondrial. Gene Ontology annotation, biological process: L-glutamate catabolic process. Gene Ontology annotation, molecular function: L-glutamate dehydrogenase (NAD+) activity. The coding region runs from base 16 to 1539 and encodes 507 amino acids. The record is from RefSeq and is a predicted model, not a curated record. The transcript has 8 exons. Lineage: Eukaryota; Metazoa; Arthropoda; Insecta; Hymenoptera; Orussidae. Gene Ontology annotation, cellular component: mitochondrion.